Molecule: messenger RNA, 596 nt
Organism: Acaulospora colombiana
Lineage: Eukaryota; Fungi; Glomeromycota; Glomeromycetes; Diversisporales; Acaulosporaceae
Source: the annotation of a GenBank genome assembly
AUAACUUCAAUCAGUGCAAACCUGAAGAUAUUCGUGAUCCAACUACAUUUGAAGACAAUAUUAAUCCCAAAUCCGAAAAUAAACCUGAACCGCUUAAAUCCAAAAGUAACUGCAAUUCACAUAAACAUGAAGAUAAUUGCGACCAAUCUAAAACUGAAGAUGGUUCCAGUCAGAAUAAACUCGAAAAUAGUUGCAAUCCACCUAAACCUGAGAAUGAAGACAACUUCAAUCCGUCUAGACCGGAAAAUAAACUUGACCCACCUCCAAUAGAUAAUACCGUUACACCUAAGAAUCUUAAUUCCACUAGACCCAAAGAUAGUUUCAAUCCAUCUAAAACUGAAGAUAGUCUCAAUCCAUCUAAAUACGAGGACAAUAUCGAUCCACUUAAAGAUAAUCCAAAUUCAUCCAAACCUGAAGCCAACACAGAACCUGCAGAUGCUCAAAAGCCGGAAGGUACGCUCGGAAUAAAAAAUGAACUUACAACCGGAAAUGCCGUUGGAAUAGAAGAAACACACGAAGUUACCUCUAAAACCAACGAUAAAACAAAUAGUAAUGUUGAAACCUCUGUGACAAAUCCUCAAGAAAGCGCACAAUAA